AGCAGCGUCCGGCGAAUCUGAUUGGUCGACUGCGUCGGGGCGUUUCAUUCUGAUUGGUCGAACGCGUCGGGGCGUUUCAUUCUGAUUGGUAGACGACCGAUGCCCGGUGUCCGGGUAAGAUGGCGUCUGAAGAGCAGUGCUCGGCACCACCUCGAUGGCGGUCGAUAUCCUUAACCCACGUAGAGUAUCCAGCUGGUGAUCUGACGGGGCAGGUAUUGGCCUGCAUGAGCCUGUUGCCCAUCGCGAUCCUCGUCGGAUUCGUCACUCUGAUCGUCUUUAAGCGAGAGCUACAUACGAUCUCUUUUUUUGGGGGUUUGAUCAUGAACGAGGGGUUAAACUGGCUGCUCAAACACAUUCUACAGGAGCCUCGGCCGUGUGGAGGAGGUCACACCUCAGUCACGACAGAGUACGGGAUGCCUUCCAGUCACUCUCAGUUCAUCUGGUUUUUUGUUGUAUACUUCUUUCUUUUUCUUUAUUUAAGAAUGCAUCAGACGAACAAUGCCAGGUGUGUUGAACUGUUAUGGCGGCAUAUACUGUCCAUCAUUCUUCUGGCAGUGGCUCUGUCUGUUUCAUACAGCAGAGUCUACCUUCUCUACCACACCUGGAGUCAGGUGAUUUAUGGGGGUGUGGCCGGGAUGGUGAUGGGAGUGGUUUGGUUUUUUAUCACCCAAGAGGUGCUAACGCCGCUCUUUCCCAAGAUAGCAGCCUGGCCAAUCUCAGAGUUUUUCCUGGUGAGAGAUACAAGUCUCAUUCCCAACAUCCUGUGGUUUGAAUACACAGUAACCAGAUCAGAAGCCAGAAACAGACAACGAAAGCUGGGAACGAAGCUUCAGUGAUUUUCUGCGAAACCCAGUGAAAACUGACAGAAAGGACCACACACACAUACACACACACACACACAUACACACUGGAGUUUCAUAGUCUGGACUGUUCUGGUUGAUGUGAAUGCACAGAACAGUGUACUUGUGGACCAAAGGAGUGAGUUCGUAUAACAGACGUGACCGUUAUCACAUGACCCAACCGUUUGCACGACAUCAUGGCCUCUUCCUCCCCCUUCCCCCGUCCUUAGACUGCUCCUGCGCUCCUAAUGCAUGCGGACCGUGCUAGAGACAAAAACUAUUUAAUUACAAAUGUAAUAUAUAUUUUAUUCAUUACCAUUGACAGAGAAGAUCUUAUCAGCGGCGCGAAGGGAGUGAAGAGGAGGAAGUGGAAGAAAGAAAGAAAGUUUUACGACGCGACAAAUCUGUCAGCAUGGCAUUACAGGAAUGCUGGGUAAUAAAUACAGGAGACAAGGAGGAGGGGAGGAAUGCAGACGAGGGUGGGGGGAAUAAAAUUGCUUUUGCUCGUUUGUUUAUCUUAAAAGACAUAUAAAUACUUAGUGCAAAAUAUGUCAAGGUCACAUUUCACCCCAAAAUAAUAAUAAAUAACUGUAAGCCUAUUUUAAUGGUGUUUAUGUUUGCAUUUGUGAAAUUUUCAUGUUAUCAAAAUCUUUUUUUUUUUUGGGGGGGGGGGGUCAUGAAAAUUGUUACAAUGUAAAAACUCUUAAUGAAUUCAUUUUCUCCUGGCAAAAUAAAUAUUUAUUUUUCAAUUUUGAGGUGAAACACAUUGAAGCCGAUUCUGCAAUGGAAUAAAAAAAAAAAAUAAUAAUAAUAUUUUUUUUUAUCAUAAUUCUGACAUUUUUUUUUCUAAGAAUGGCAAGUUUACAUGUCACAGAUAAGACUUUUGUUAUACAAAUGAUUAAAUUCCGAGUUUAUAUACCUCUUAAUAUUGCCUUUUAUUUAUUUAUUUCUUUGUUUAUAUAUUGACUUUUUGAAUCUCCGAGUUUUUUUUUUGAAUAAUGGCAAGUUCAUAUCUCACAAUUCCACAAGUUUACUUCAGCCAAAUAGUUCUCCCAUGUUUCUUGCAUCUCUGUUUGUUUGUUUUUUGUUUUUGUUUUUUUGCAAGGAAAUUGAAAAAGGAUAAAAAGCAAUUGCAAGGAAAAAAUUGAAAAUACCAUUUUAUUUGUUUUGCUCUGUAGUGGAAACGGGCUUCCAUAGAUACUUGACCCUGGCAGGUUCUUGGCAGGAUAUUCACCUUAGAUUUCUGUUAAAAAGUGUAAUGGAAACUAAAAUGAUUAGCACUUUGUGAAUUUUACUUUACAAACAAAUCAUAUUAACACUAUUUAUUUUAUUUUUUUGCUGGCUCUUUUCGUUUUAAAGUUCAUCCACCGACAGAGGUUUCCCCCAUGUCUUGAGCAUAAAGGCAUUGCAAAACAUGGUGUUGUUACAACUAGUUCCAGAUUUGUGGUCCUGGGAACAAAUUUAAUGUCAGAAUUAUGUACUUUUGUUUCAACCCCAUUUGCAUUAUGUUGUAUGAGACUUAUGAUCUGAUAACACGUUUUCACAUUUAUUUAUUUAUGUCUUUGUUUUCAUGUGCAGAUGACAUGCAGAAAUACCAGUCAACAUUUCAAAGGGUGCAGUUAUAACAGGACAGGAAAAUGAUGAUCAGCUUUUUAUAUUAACAUUUAUUGUAUUUUUUUUCUAUUUCUGAACCAUUUGAUGUGGGCAGGAUGUCGGUUUUCACACCUGACCUCACUGCUCAGAUUUUUCCAUAUACCACUUGUGAGUAUAUACGUACGCCUUUGCUACUGCUACAACAUAAAUAUAUGACAAAUGGAAAAAUGGUAAAGGACAAAAAAUAAUCACCUCAGGUGAACUCUAGCAUGUACCGAGGCCUGUUCGUUUAGGUUGAUGUAGAAACUGUCUGUGACGGGUGAUUAUAUAAAGGGAAGGGAGGUUAUCACAUUACUCAAACAUGAUCCUCUCUUUUAUCAUGUGUAAUUCAUAUCAGGCUGAAUAAAAAACAAAAUGUUUAUGUAUGAA
This is a messenger RNA of Carassius auratus (goldfish), 2861 nucleotides long. Its product is annotated as dolichyldiphosphatase 1-like. Gene Ontology annotation, cellular component: endoplasmic reticulum membrane; intracellular membrane-bounded organelle. The record is from RefSeq and is a predicted model, not a curated record. NCBI's taxonomy places the organism in Eukaryota, Metazoa, Chordata, Actinopteri, Cypriniformes, Cyprinidae. Gene Ontology annotation, biological process: protein N-linked glycosylation; lipid biosynthetic process. The transcript has 8 exons. The coding region runs from base 120 to 836 and encodes 238 amino acids. Gene Ontology annotation, molecular function: dolichyldiphosphatase activity.